Messenger RNA from Paracoccidioides lutzii Pb01, 1878 nucleotides. RefSeq lists its product as hypothetical. The coding region runs from base 1 to 1878 and encodes 625 amino acids. The record is from RefSeq and is a predicted model, not a curated record. The transcript has a single exon.
AUGCCUUCUACUGUUCUCAAAUGCAUUAUAUGCCCCAAGAAGCCCAAUUUCAGUGAUGUGUCCCACCUCCUGACCCACAUCAGCUCCAAGGGGCAUCUCUCCCACUCUUUCAAGCUCCAAGUGAGAAGCCACCAGGAGCCUGAAGCUGGUGAGCUGCUAGGAGCCUACGACCAAUGGUACAGGGAGCAUAACCUUGCAGGACUGCUCUCUGACCGUAUGCUCACCAAGGAAGCCAAAAGAGGCAACACUAAUUCAGCUUUUGGAAAUGUUUCCUCAUCCCGCAGAAACUUAAAGCCUAAAGAAGAUAGCUUCGCUCCCAAAUCUUCUGAACAGCCGGCCAACCCUCUCCCCGACUACCUAGAUCCUCGGAUGUCUCUUCCAUACGUUACUGUAGACAGCCACACCCGCUCCCAAGAAGUCUCUCGGCUUGGCAUUUCCACAAACGCAGUUUCCAUUAAACCCCCUCACCCACGUACACAGCUGUGGCCUACAUGCCAACUCAAAUCGUCGCUACCAUCUACGACUGAUAACGUAAAUGGGUGGAAGCCAUUAUCCGACUCCUGUGUAUCCGAAGAGACUAGCCCUCUCGUCCAACGUAAAAGAGGUCGGGCUGACCAGGUUGAUAAUACUGGCAUUUCAUCUCUUCACAGACCCGGUCGUCCAUUUACCCCUGAUCCUUUUGUGGAUAACCGCUCCCUGGAAUAUGCUGAUGAAGAUGACGAGGAAUCGCCAACCAAGAGUGAAGAAGCCACCAGACUGAAAGGAAUAUUGUGGCCUGGUAUGGAUAUUUUUGACUCAGCCACAGAGCAGAUGAGGAAGAAGCGCAACCAGAAAAAGGACGGGAGCACUUUGAAAGAGAUGGAAAAGACAUCUGAAAACGUUGAGGCAACAGAGCUCGUUUUCUCUCCAGGAGGAACAUUACGACGCGAGCGUCCAAUAUCAGGAAAUGUCGAAGAGGACAACAGUCCUCUCAAGGGUGAAACCCCCAUUCCUAAGCGUCGUGUGACACGUACGAGACGACUUCCACUUCCCCAGUCGAGCACCAACCUUUUCAAUUUAAGAGGCCAAAGGAAGAAUCAUGUUAAGGGAGAUCAUCGUCGCCACACCGAUUCUUUAGAGGAGCUAUCUAGACAGACAUUACCUCUUCUUGAAGGAUCUCCUACCAAUCUCCGCCUUCAGUUCUUUGGUAACCAUUGUGCCACGGGUGAUGAGGAUUUGAAGUUGACAUUUACCGACUAUGACCAAAAGUCACGUCGUCGCUUUGCGAUUUUCAACGACAAUAACGAUCAGAUGCACUCCACCUUUAGGGAGGCCAUGUCCCGUGAAGCAACAGCUACAGCGAAUGCGACUAAUGUUGGACACGAUGCCAAGCCCUCUCUUGGUACCUUUACAGGUCCUAAAUCGGCCUUCCAUAAGCCUGGCGUUUCGGACAACUUUCAAUUUCAUGUUUCCAAGUCCUAUACUCAUAACCGAUCCACCUCCAUGCCGGAAUUUUUUAUCGGGAAGGAGAAUAUUGAGCCAAUAAUGAACUCGGGUGGAAGGGUGGACCCCCCGGUUGAACAUGGCAGCUGGCCUGGACAGCACAGCGUCGAAGAAGGCCAGUACUCGAACCAAUACUUCUAUGGUUCAGUUGCACAACCUGAUUUUGGGGCAUUUGCCGAAAAUGAUUCAUUUGGGUUCUCAUGCAACCCUUUGUCAUAUUCUUACCGGCAUGGUCAACCUCACGAUGGGGUGAACAAUGCCACCCCUCGGUCCUGUGAUGCAUAUGUUAGGUGUGAGAAGGCUAAAGCAAACAGUGUGGUAUCUCCAGAUAGGACGGUAUCCGAAGUUGAUAGAGAGGAAUAUCACAACAUGUAUCUUGAUAGCCUGGCAAGGUAA